Messenger RNA from Seminavis robusta, 782 nucleotides. The record is from the annotation of a GenBank genome assembly. Lineage: Eukaryota; Bacillariophyta; Bacillariophyceae; Naviculales; Naviculaceae.
UCAUUAUUCUCCCAAACUUCUCCUCCCGCCACAGGAGUUUAUCAGACUUCUUUGUCGACCACUCAUCGGCCAUCGGCUUCUUUACGUGUGCAUUGGCAUUUUGUGGCUCCAAUUUAUUUGCUCUCCUCGAAACAAUGGCGUCCCACCCAGAUACCAAAGUUGAUUGCUCGAAAGUCUACAUCAAGGCGUCUUCUUUCGCCACUCCCGACAACCAGUUCGAUGGCGCUUUCGCUCUCGUGCCCUUCAAAGAGGGCGAACUGAUCGAAAAGGGAGUUAUGAGGCGUCUUCCCGAUGGAUUCGAUGGAAACACCUGUCCGUACAUCUUCACUUGGUCCACAGAGCGUCCGAACAAGACUUGGGGCAUGGGAAGCGGCACUUCUGCAUUUUAUAACACCGCUGCAGAGGGAGACGCCAAUACCAAAAUGGUCCGAUUCUUCGACGAGGAUAGGUUUGAGAUUUAUGCAACUCGAGACAUUGAAAAGGACGAAGAGCUUACCCACACGUAUGUCUCUUUGAAGUGGCGUACCUGCUUUGCAGAUCUGAAUGAGAUUGUUCACGCCAAGAAAUAGGAGGUCCCGGCUAAAAGGGCAUCACCUACGUAUAGUCCAUUUUUGAAGGUUCAAGUGCUGAGAUGCGAAAGGUUUUCUUGUUGUGGAGGAGCCAGGAUCAGUUUUAAACUGUGCACAUAACUAGCUUAAGGUUCACAUGUAAAUAGAAAGGUACUUACUUCUUCCGGCGGAGACCGUGAAGGUGUCAUGUUAGCUUUUUUCUCUGGCUAUCUC